Molecule: messenger RNA, 6205 nt
Organism: Gadus macrocephalus (Pacific cod)
Lineage: Eukaryota; Metazoa; Chordata; Actinopteri; Gadiformes; Gadidae
Product: phosphatidate phosphatase LPIN2-like
Exons: 20
Coding region: 1192-3843 (883 amino acids)
Biological process (GO): positive regulation of transcription by RNA polymerase II; fatty acid catabolic process; cellular response to insulin stimulus
Cellular component (GO): endoplasmic reticulum membrane; cytosol; nucleus
Molecular function (GO): phosphatidate phosphatase activity; transcription coactivator activity
Source: RefSeq, a predicted model, not a curated record
CCCAGCAAGGAUUAAGUAUUGCAACUGGAACAGAACAGGGGGUGAAAAAACAGAGGUGAGGAAGAAGAAGUUCACAUCUAGCCUACAGUUGUUUAACCUAUAUCCCAACUUUUAUAAUCCAUAAACUAUGAUAAAAUAACCCAUGAACACAGUUCAAACCCUGCUUAACCGACUAGAGUUUUAAUUUAAUAUCUAAAACUAGGCAAGUGGUAUUGAGGCCAAGAAGUCCUGAGCUUUUUCAGUUUGAAGAAAGCUUGAUGUUGUUUACUAAUGAGGUGGCCCUGUUCUCAAUGGGGCUGCUCUGCCCUUGAUUCUUGUACUGAGGGGUUUAUGAAUAUUUUAGGAGCUCUACUUAGACACGGCUAGGUUUGUUUUCACAGUCCAUUUCCUGGACUGAAAUGAGUGUGUUCAAAUUUUCACACAACAAUUGGGUGUAUUCCUUUUAUUCCUACUGGCUAUAUUUGAUAUGAAAAACAAAAACACCAUUUCAUCACACUAUGGUUGUGUCUAAAUAAUGUUUGUAAAUACAACCCAGCUAAUUCUGCUUUCCAGAAAGAUGUCGCUUACAUUAUAUUGGAAACGGGGUUGUUUCUACUUUCACUUGUUGCUGGCCGUCACUUCUGCUGAUGUGCGGUUCUGGUAAUAUUAUUAUGACAACACCGGAGUUACGCAGAGGAGCGCUUCAGAUCACGUGUCCGGCAGAGCGGCCCCUGAGCUGAAUUGAACCCGCCGGUGUAGAGAGAGGUACCUGAUUUAUAGCGUUUUACCGGUCUACCGGUCUCUUACUUCCUAUGAGCUGUGCAACCCAGUUAACAGUCCCAGGACCAGCGCGAGACAACUAAGAAAAUGACCAGAACAACAACAACAACAACAUUAAAGACAAUUAGAUGCAUAUUGAGACUUGGGAACAUUGACUAAGAAACAUGCGACAAUCUUAAAGGAAACGGACAUUCUUAUCGGAAGUCCAUCCCUCUCUCUCGCUCUCGGGGCUAGACCCGCUCUACUGAAAGCCCCGCUACCUCUCCCUCUCGCCAAUAACGCCCAUUCGGAGGAUCCCGUUCCGUCGUGAGAUCAAAAAUGCCUGGAGACGAUGUUACUGCCGGUGACAGCCAGACCUGAGUGAUGCUUGGCUCACGGCUAGUACAGACAACAACUACAGCGGACGAGGUUCCGCUUGAGAAGGUGUAAACCAUGAACUACGUGGGCCAGCUUCUGGUGACGGUGAAGGAACUGUACAAGGGCAUCAACCAGGCCACGCUCUCGGGCUCCAUCGACGUGAUCGUGGUCCAGCAGCCCGACGGGACCUUCCAGUGCUCGCCAUUCCACGUGCGCUUCGGGAAGCUGGGCGUACUGCGCUCCCGGGAGAAAGUGAUCGAUAUUGAGAUCAAUGGAGAAGCUGUGGACCUGCACAUGAAACUGGGCGACAACGGAGAAGCCUUCUUCGUCCAGGAAACAGAGAAAUGCAAUGAGGCGGUUCCCUCCCACCUGGUGACAUCGCCCAUCCCGACAGAGGAGAGCCUGUUGUGGCGGGAAACUGCGGAGCUCCGCCCCCCGCAGACUCCCUCCCUCCCUGACGACCAGGUGUCGCCAGGCCCCGCCCAGACCAAUCACAAGAAGAAGAAGAGGAGGAAGAGGAAGCAUAAGGCCGACCCGCGGCGCGAGGACCAGCCGGGGGCCGAGGGAGCGGAGCUGGCGGGGGGAGGCAGGAGCUCUGAGGAAGAGAAGACCGUCCACAACGGAAGGCCGGCCUGUGCGUCGGUGAAGGACCCCGCGGGACACAAGUCUCACCCCUCAUGGAAUGGCCUGGAGUGGGACAGCUACCCCUUCUCUGACGGAGACUGGGGUCCAACCAACAGGGAUCCGUCUGAAGACACCUCACCUAAAAGUGACUCUGAACUUACGGUGAAGUCCUCAGAGAGCAUGCUCAGAGCCGACGCACACAUGCAGUGGUCCUGGGGAGAGUUCCCAGAAUGCACCAGGGUCAGUAAGAAGGAGAGAGAGACAGAACGGAGGGAGCUGACCAUCACCCCGUCCCAGAGCACGCACUUCCGGGUCAUCCUCAGCUCGGAGGCCAUGGAGGUGGAGUCCCUUGACCCCCGGGACUCGCCCUCCUUCUGCUCCCCCUGUUCCCCCUGCGGUCUUAUCAAACCCCGGCCCCGGGCCGCCAACCUGGAGCCGGGCCGGUCCAACGACAACGGCGCCGCCUCAUCCGGGCAGCACACCGCCAAAUGGAAGUCCAGCCCGCCUGCACGCAUCAACGUCAGCCUCGAUUCAGAACCCUGCAGCAAAACCAGCGACUCGCAGGACAAGAGGAGAGAUGUGAGGAAGAGGAGCCAGCACCAGGGACCUGAGGACAUCUACCUGGAUGACCUCACUGCCCUGGAGCCCGACGUAGCCGCGCGCUACUUCCCCAAGAGUGGUCAGGCGUCCAGGCACUGGGAGGAGGUGGGACGGCGCUCCAGCUCCCAGUCUCCCCAGUCAGUAGGGAGUGGGGCAGCGGACAGCGGGACCGACUGCCUGUCAGACUCGUUGGGGGGGCUGGACCUACCUGACGUCACCCUGUCGCUCUGCGGGGGGGUGGCCGAGGACGCAGAGAUCCCCAAAGAGAGGUUUCUGGAGCACAUCAUCACUUACCAGGAUUUCUCUGAGAAUCCGGCGAUCGUCGACAAUCCCAAUCUCGUGGUGAAGAUCGGAAACCGAUACUACAACUGGACUCUGGCUGCACCGUUGAUCCUCUGCAUGCAGGCGUUCCAGCAGAACCUGCCCAAGGCUACGGAGGAGGCCUGGGUGAAGGAGAAGAUGCCCAAGAAGUCUGGUCGCUGGUGGUUCUGGAGGAAGAGCAGCGUCAAACAGUCGGUGGAGUUCAAGCAGUCCAGUCUAGACUCUCAGAACCCGGAGAGCCCCUCCACCCCGCUACCGACUCCUGCUGCACAACUGGAAGAGAGCUCCAGCGAAGACGACUCCAAGGAACUGAACUCUGUGGCUCCUCCCCCAGAGACAGCAACACCGCUCACUGAGCGCGUGCAGACCGGAGGCCCCGCCCCUGGUCUUUCCUACAGGAAGUCACUCCGCCUCUCGUCUCAACAGAUAGCCAGCCUGAAACUGAGGGAGGGGCCUAACGACGUGACCUUCAGCAUCACCACCCAGUACCAGGGAACGUGUCGCUGCCAGGGCACCAUCUACCUCUGGAACUGGGACGACAACGUCAUCAUCUCAGACAUCGAUGGCACCAUCACCAAGUCCGAUGUGUUUGGUCAGAUUCUGCCCCAGCUGGGGAAGGACUGGACGCACCGCGGCAUCGCUAAACUUUACCACUUGGUGCAUGAGAACGGCUACAAGUUCCUGUACUGCUCGGCGCGGGCCAUCGGCAUGGCGGACAUGACGCGUGGCUACCUGCAGUGGGUGAACGACGGGGGGGCCAUCCUGCCAAGGGGCCCCCUGAUGUUGGCCCCCAGCAGCCUCUUCUCCGCCUUUCACCGGGAGGUGAUCGAGAAGAAGCCUGAGAAGUUCAAGAUCGAGUGUCUGACGGACAUCAGGAACCUGUUCCCCGCCAGCCAGCAGCCCUUCUACGCAGCCUUCGGCAACAGAGAAAACGAUGUGUUCGCCUACAAGCAGGUGGGCGUUCCUGUGUGUCGCAUCUUCACCGUCAACCCCAAAGGAGAGCUGAUCCUGGAGCAGGCCAGGGGAAACAAGACCUCGUACGGCCGGCUGAGUGAGUUAGUGGAGCACCUGUUCCCGUUACGCACCCGGGAGCAGAAUGCCACUUUUACUUACCCAGAAUUCAGCUAUUUCUGCUUCUGGAGACAGCCAAUCGCAGAGGUGUGUCUGGAAGACAUACUGUGAUUGUCCAGAGAAAAUGUUGCACUGCAUGCUGGGAGGUUAGUUUUCAUAACGCAUCCAGGUUUGAUGGUUUGAUGGUCUUGUUUGAUGGUCUUAAAAAUAAUGUAAGAAAAACAAGUUUAUAAAAGAGUUAUUAGCACAGAUUUACAGUCUAGUGGCACUUAGGGCUGUUAUUUAUAUUUCCUAUUGCCCUGGUGAGAAAACACUGUUAACAUAAGAUAAAUAGAAGAAAGGAUAACUGUGAAAUAAACUCAAAUGUCAUGGGACCAGGAUCUCCAGGUAGAACCUUCUAGAGCUUCCAGCCUGUGUUCUGAAACACCUGAGAAAGCACACCUCCGAUGACUGUUGGAUAAACCCUGUUAUGCUACUGACCUAGAGGGGAAGGUACUAUGAUCAACACGGUGGUUCACAUAGGGUGAGGCUCAGCCAUUCUCUCUGGUUGUGUCCCAUGCAGAACAUCCAAAUAUGGGACUCUCGCUUGCAUAAUUCCUGUUCCUGUCUGUAUAUGACGGAUUAAUACUGGUAGGGUUCCAGUAGCACAGAAACCAACGUAACGUUAAUCACAAACAAACUGUGAAGAACAAACAUUGGAGCUUUCAGAUAAUAUAUUCAAAACCUGCUUCUUAAUGUUCAAAACCUGCUAGUUAAUAUUCACAACCAGCUAGUUAAUAUUUACAGACUGCUAGUUAAUAUUCACAACCUGCUAUUCCAUGUUCCAAGCAUGCUAGUUAACAUUCACAACAUUCUAGUUAAUGUUCACAACCUGCUAGUUUAUAUUAAUAAGCUGUUAGUUUUUUUUUAAACAUAACAAACUGCUAGUUAAUAAUCAGAGCAUGCUAGUAUAUAUAUUCACCACCUGCUUGUUAAUAUUCACAAUAUACUGGUUUAUAUUGACAUCCUGCUAGUCAAUAUUCACAACCAACUGCUGUUUAAAGAUGUAGUGUGUAGGAUUUUGUGCCAUCUUGUGGUGAGGUUGACUGGGUGGCAACCAAUUGAAUACCCCCCCCCCCCCCCUUUCAACAACUACUGUGCUGUAAGGGGCCAGAAUACCUCCGAAAUGAUGUCAUCCUCUACGACUGCAUCGAGUAGCCAAGUGUCAAGUGAUGAGGUUCCUUGAUAGUUAUAAAUUGCGUUUAGUUAUUUACUCUCUCUCUCUCUCUCUCUCUCUCUCUCUCUCUCUCUCUCUCUCUCUCUCUCUCUCUCUCUCUCUCUCUCUCUAUCUAUAUAUAUAUAUAUAUAUAUAUAUAUAUAUAUAUAUAUAUAUAUAUAUAUAUAUAUAUAUAUAUAUAUAUAUAUAUAUAUAUAUAUAUUUCGUAGCUUAUAACUUAGAUAGUGAUUAUGAUUGUUAAUUGAACACAUUCUCUCUAGAGAUGUUUUCCGUUCUUGGCUAUGCGAAAACGUGGUGGUGCAACAUAGUGGGCUCUCUCGUAAAAGACCCCCUCCCAAUGUAGCUAUAAAUAGUGCAGUCUAACUACAAAAUAACACACAUUUAAACAUUCUCAUGAAUAUGAAAGUCUGGUCCACUAAAUACCACAUAAUUCUACACACUGCAUCUUUAGGACCUUCUGUAAAGUAAUGCUAUAUUUAACACUUCGUAAGUACUUAAUACUUACAAGUACUUAUAUGUAUGCUUGUAUGUAUCCAGAACUUCAGGAUGUAUGUAAGCUAAAGGAGAGUGAAGUUAGUAUGAGCGGGCUGAUCCUUCUGGUGAGGAUUUUAGACUGCAGUCUGUAACUUCUGAUGAGAAGAAAGCACUUUUUAUCACAUCUCUGCUGCUCACACACACACACACACACACACACACACACACUCACACACACACACACAGACACACACACACACAGACACACACACACACACACACACACACACACACACACACACACACACACACACACACACACACACACACACACACACACACACACAGUUUGUCUUAUGCGCUUGUGUCUCAGCACAAAUUAAAUCAAGGCACAUGGUUGAUCGUAUUAAGAUGAUCUAAAAUGAUGUUGUAUUCUGCAAGGUUUGAUUAAGUCUUGAUCUGUUGUUGCUCCUAUCGAUACAGUAUGAAUGUCCGUAUUCUUUCUAUGAAAGUGCUAAACUUUGUGUGACCACAACACACCUCUUUACAAACCCAUGUUGUAGUAAUUUUUUCACUUCUGAAUGCCUUUGUAGCUCCAACACAAGAAGUGUUAAAGAGCAUGUAGUCCUUUACAUGUAGAUAUAAUCUAGUUUUGCUUUUGAUUUAAAAACACAGAUGACAUUUAAAAGGUGUGGUUUUAUGAAGUAAAUCAUUUCAAAUGUAUAGAUUGUAAUUGUUGUAAACAUCUAUUUUAUUAAUAAAAAAUAAUGUGGUUUUUGACAA